Meleagris gallopavo (turkey) is the source of this 954-nucleotide messenger RNA. The record is from RefSeq and is a predicted model, not a curated record. Lineage: Eukaryota; Metazoa; Chordata; Aves; Galliformes; Phasianidae.
UUAGGUAAGAGAAUAAUGGUACUACAGAUGAGAAUGGCACUGCAAGUCAACUUUGGGCUUGCUUCUCCUUUCAGGUGUGCCCCUGGUUACUAUGGAAAUCCUUUGCUAAUUGGAAGCACUUGUAAAAAAUGCGACUGCAGUGGCAACUCAGACCCAAACCUGAUUUUUGAAGACUGCGAUGAAAUGACCGGCCAGUGUCGCAACUGCCUGCGCCACACCACAGGCUUCAAGUGUGAGCGAUGUGCUCCAGGUUACUACGGGGAUGCUGUAUUCGCUAAAAAUUGUACAGCAUGUAACUGCGGUGGGAGAAUGUGUGACAGCCAGACUGGAGAAUGCCUCGCAGACAGUCCUGUAAUUUCUACUGGCACAGACUGCCCAACCAUCAGCUGCGAUAAAUGUAUUUGGGAUUUGACAGAUGACAUCCGGUUAGCAGUGCUGGCUAUUGACGAAAGCAAAUCAACUUUAUUGAGCAUCUCUACAGGUGUUGCAGCUCAGAAACGUUUGAAUGACCUGAACCUCACUACCACCCAUCUCCAGGCAGCAAUGUCUGAAAAAAAGGACCUCUCCACGCUUCGGACCAUCGAAGUCGAUGAUGCUGCAGACGACAUGAAUGAUCUCCUGAGAGAGGCAGAAAACCUGGAUGACCAGGGAAAUCAAGCUUCCAGCAAGGGUCUACUGGUACAGAAGGAAAUCAUGGAGACCAACAGCCGUGCUACUCAGCUCGUGCAGAAGCUUAGUAAUAUGAGGGAUAAUAUUCAAGAAAUCAGCAGCAAGAUGAAAUACUAUGCGAUUCAACAAGAGCUAAGCCCUGAAGAAAUUGCCCAGAAGCUGAGUAUGGCUGAGGAGAUGCUGAAGGAGAUCAAACGUCGUAAGCCUUUCACAAAUGAGAGGCAACUUGCAGAUGAAGAGGAACAUGCUGCGGUGGACUGUGAGUUUUGAAUCUGCUUUCCAUUC